CUGCCGCGUCAGUCAUGUCUGCCACGGCGCUCUCCUUCACGUGGCUGGCGAUCCUUUGCGUGUGCCGCUGCUGCCAGGCGACGCCCCGCCAGACUCCUGCAGUCCCUUGGUUCCAGCAUGACCGAGGGAACUCCUUCUUCGCCUCGAGCACGCCCCGGCGGCAAGAUCCGCGAGGGGCAAACAGGAUACUCGGCCAGUGGGACAAACAGACGCCGUGGAUGCCUCCUCCUCCCCCUCAGGCGAGGCCUCCCCGCCUCCCUCCGCAGCCGCCCUUCGGGAGCCCCCUCCGACCUCAGCCCCGAGUAGGACAUCGCCUCGGACCCAACCCGGCGCACAUCCUGCCGCGGCCGCCGCGCCAAAGGACCCCCCAGGACGCCCCCCUUGUGGCUCCUCUACCCCGCGAGGUGAUGGACGUCCUCCCGGGCGCCAUCUCUCGGGUCAUGAGCUCCUACAGGCGCUCGUCGAGUCCCACCACGACCACCACGGAGCCGCCCGUGAUCUGGUUCCCCAACCAGAGCGAGGAGUGCGAACAGGACUCUGGAGGCGGCAGCUUCAGUGCCUUCAGCCUCCUGGCGCUGCUCAUGUCGGCGACCAACUUGGUGGGGAUCCUGGCCAGCAAUGAUAGCAACGAGAACAACGCAAAUAACAACGGCAAUGUGUUCACGAUGGUUACCUUCGGCGCUGCCGAGGAGGUUUCCGCCGUCGUUGCCAUGGAGUUCCUUCGGGCUUACCUCCACGCAGGACUCACCCGCGACGUCGGCUGCCUCUCGCGAAGCCUCUGUCGGGCCAACGCAGCCGCGGCCGAGUGGGGGGACCUCGCCCACGCCCUCGCCCACGCCCUCAGCACCGCCCACGCCGAAUGGGUCGCCCAGGUCAUCCCCGGCGGCGUGACCUCGUCGUCCAUGCAGCGGGCGGCGGCGCGAGGGAGGUCAGCGCCCAGCCCGGACACCUGCAACCGCCUCUACCGCUGCCCCGAGCCCUUGUGGAGGCAGCUGACCGACGACAAGACGGUCAUGGAGCGAUUCGUGCAGCUGGCUCACCAGACCAGCGUGUCCUGGGCGUGA
Messenger RNA from Penaeus monodon (black tiger shrimp), 1064 nucleotides. RefSeq lists its product as uncharacterized. The record is from RefSeq and is a predicted model, not a curated record. The coding region runs from base 15 to 1064 and encodes 349 amino acids. Lineage: Eukaryota; Metazoa; Arthropoda; Malacostraca; Decapoda; Penaeidae. The transcript is spliced from 5 exons.